Messenger RNA from Oryctolagus cuniculus (rabbit), 4552 nucleotides. The record is from RefSeq and is a predicted model, not a curated record. NCBI's taxonomy places the organism in Eukaryota, Metazoa, Chordata, Mammalia, Lagomorpha, Leporidae.
CAAGGCUAUGGAAGCCUUUUGUGACCAUAUUCUCCAAGAGAUGUCUCUUGAUCAUCUGUCUUUGAGACGUUUAUACAUCUUACAUGGUUCCUAAAAACAUAGGCAGUCAUGCACUUGGUACAGAAGAUACAAAUACCAUCGUCUGCCAGGUAUUUCAACCUUCACCUGCGGAUCAUGAAAAAUACGGUGGGGAUCCACAGCACCCUCACAAACUGCAUGUUGUUACCAGGAUAAAAAGUACAAAACGACGUCCGUAUUGGGAAAAAAAUAUAAUAAAGAUGCUUGGAUUAGGAAAAGCACACACCCCUCAGGUUCACAAGAAUAUCCCUUCAGUGAAUGCCAAACUGAAAGUGGUUAAACAUUUGAUAAGAAUCCAGCCCCUGAAGUUGCCACAAGGCCUUCCAACAGAGGAGAACAUGUCCAGCACGUGCCUCAAGAGCACCGGGGAACUGGUCGUGCAGUGGCACCUAAAACCUGUGGAGCAGGGCGCGGUGAAGUCCUGAGCCAGAGCAGUGUGGGUGGACACCGAAAACCGCUUCCACUUACUGGUGGGGAGAAAGUGUGUUCCCUACAAUGUAUUAAAUCCCAGUCAUUGUCACUGCCUGACCUCCCUGUGAUUCUUCCUUAUCCUAAAGGCUUGGAGGGUCUUCUGCUAUUAUUUGGUUUAAUGCUUUUCCUUUUCCCCUGAUAGUUUGACUCCAAAAUAAGUAAGGAUAGCACUGUUCAAACAGUAGUUUCAGGUCCACUGCCACCAUAGUUAGCAAUCGUCAUUAACUUUGUUUUGUUUCUUUGUUUUGAGAGGUAGAGUUACUGAGAGAGAGAGGGAGAGACAGAGAGAAAGGUCUUCCAUCCACUGGUUCACUCCCCAACUGGCUGCAACAACUGGAUCUGUGCACAUCCGAAGCCAGUAACCAGGAGCUUCUCCCGGGUUUCCCAUGCCAGUGCAGGGGCCCAAGGACUGGGGCCAUCUUCUACUGCUUUCCCAGGCCAUAGCAGAGAGCUGGUUCCGAAGUGGAGCAGCCAGGACUAGAACCAGUGCCCAUAUGGGAUGCUGGCACCACAAGUGGAGGCUUAGCCAACUACUACACAGCACCAGCCCUGUCAUUAACUUUUUGUAAAAGUUGUUUUCUCAUUUAAUUGAAUUCAGCAAAUUCUGAAUGGCUGUCUUUAGUCCAUUUUGUGUAGCAAAAACACUAGGCACUUUUUAAGGAAGAAAGGUUUAUUUGGGUUCACGGUUUUAGCGGCUGUGAAGUCCAACCUCAGGCAGCCACAUCUGGCCAUGGGUCACGCCCUGUCCUGUCGUGGCAGAUAGCAUCAUGAUAGGAACUUGUGUGCGAGGUAUCCCAUGGUAAGAGAGGUAGCAAGACAGCUAGCUAAGACGUCAGAGUCACUUCGUAAUAGCUGCUCUCAGGAGAGCGGCAGCAAUCCCGUCCAGAAGUGACCUAAUCUGUGACCUAAUCACCUUGCCCUAGCCCCGCUUGUUCAAAGUCCUGCCACUUCUCAGCACCAUUGCAUGGUGCACAUGAACCUUGGAUCGGGGGUAGGGGACAAUGGAGGGGAACAAACCAUAUCAGAUGUAAACUAUAGCAGGCUCUUUGAGUGAACACUACUCUGUGUUGGAAAAAUCCAAAGCUGACCAAAACAGAGUCCCUGGCCUGCAGGAGCUUGCUUCCAGUCUGUUCUGCUGAGAACGAAGAUGCAGACAAACUCCAGCAACUCUGCGUGCACCUGGAGUGGCUGCCCCGUGCUUGACUGUAAAUACAGCCAGGGGCAUGGGUUCAUUUUAUCCUGAAAUUUCAUACCAAAAGUACUAUCUAUUUCCUAAUUGUCUAAUUAGUCCUAAACUUUAUUAUUCCACUCUGGACAAAGUGUAUUCAGCCCUGUGUAAGCUUUUUCCUCAUAGAACAAGGAUAUGAAAUGAAAGCAUUUUAGGAUUUAUUCAGAAACAGACUAUUUUCAGCUUCAAAAUUAAUCUUUUUUAAAUUCCUAAGGAACCUCUGAUAACAGAUAAGGUUGCUAUUUGAAAUAAGAGAAAGGGUGGAGAAAUCUUUUGAGGGAGGUUAUUUUAUUUCCCUUUUUUCUAUUUCUGACCUGGAGGGGCGAGCGGAAGUCAGACUUUUAGGGAAGGCCUACUGCUGGGGAUUCCUGUGGUAGCUAAUUGAAGAUGAUGGUGAAGAACCACUGCAUCCUAGUUAGCCUUUAUUUCCUUUGGUCCUUGUAAAAUUCUGCUUAGGCAGCAACAACACAUUGGUGGACUUAAUAUUUUUUUUCUUAAUAUCUUCCCUGUCCAUGUCAGAGUGCUGGUAGGCCUGGCUAUUCCACUUCUGAUCCAGUUUCCUGCUGGUACACAUGGGAAGACAGUGGAAAGUGGCCAAAGUGCUUUAGCCCCUGCCACCCAGGAGGAGACCAUGUAAAAAUAGGCCAGUUUGUUGGUCUUCUGUUGUCAAGUAACAAGUUACCACAAUUUACCUUAAAAUAACACACACACCAUUGUCUCUCAGUAUCUAUGGGUAAAAAAUGUGGCCCUGGGGCCGGCACUGUGGCUCAGUAGGUUAAAGUCCCAGCUUGCGGUGCCAGCAUCCCAUAUGGGUGCUGGUUUGAGUUCCGGCUCCUCCACUUCCAGCGUAGCUCCCUGCAAAUGCUCCUGGGAAAGCUGCAGAAGAUGGCCCAAGUGCUUGGGCCCCUGCACCCUUGUGAGAGACCCAGAAGAAGCUCCUGGCUCCUGGCUCUGCCUGGCUCAGUCCUGGCUGUUAUGGCCAUUUGGGGAAUGAAGCAGAGAUGGAAGGUCUCUGUCUCUGUCUCUACUCUCUCUAACUCUGCCUUUCACACAAAUAAUAAUAAUAAUUUAAAAAGUGGGCAUGGCUUAGCUAGGUAGUGUGCUUCCAGUCUCACAGGUCAAGAGGUGUUCUCCAAGGCUGGGUUCUGGAGAGAGUCUCGACUGGGAGAUCUGCUUCCACGCUCUUGGGCUGGCAGAACUGAUUUCCUUAUGGCUGUAGAUUUCACAGCAAGUUGCUGCUUCAAAACCAGCAUUGGGCAGACUCAAACAAGAUGGGCCCUGUACACCCACAUAAUGCAGUUGUGUGUAUCCCAUCACCUCUGCUGCCUUCCGCUGGUUAGAAGCAAGCCUGGUCCUGCCCAUGCUCAAGGAAGAAGAAAGCUACCCGAAGGCAUGACUACCAGGAGACAGGGUUGAUGGUGGCCUCCUUAGAGCCUAUAGCCCAAACUGACAAGACCCCACAGAAUUAAGCAUUUGUAUUUUAUAAUGACCUCUUUGGAUCCCUCUCAGUGAUGUCUUUUUGAGGCUUUUGUCUGAUUGUUUGGUAUAAUGAUCUAAUAGAGUAUUUCCUUUUGCUUUCAUAUCAUCAUUUUUUCUAUCAGUCUCAGCAUAGAUAAUAGCCACCGUUCGAGGAAAGGGGAGUACCUUUAACAAUUCCCUAACCUGUCUACUUUUUAUGGGAAUUCCAGCAGAGAUAAGAAACACCUUGGUUCCAGUGCAUUGCUACUCCAGAAGCAUACCUGCUGUGUGUACCUAUGCUUAUUUUCCAGUCUGUGGCUAGUUGAUGUCAUCUGAUAAGUACCAGAAGUUCUGUUCUCUGGGCUGACUGUACCGCAGAGGACCAUAUGAAGGAUUGCCAGUCAGUUUGUGGAAUAUGCAUACUAUGAAAACACUGUACAUGAAUUCCAAAAAACUGUACCAAGAUAAGCUUACCUUAAUUCUGUUUUUCCAGGAACUUUUUGAACUACACUUGUAUCAUAAAGGAGAGUUUCAGUUAGGGAUGACAUUGCUUGAUAGUCCUCCGAUUCUGGCGUCAGGUAUGAUCAGAUUAAGUAAAGGGGCUCAGUGACAGUACAGCAAGUCCCCCAAGUGAGGUAGGAUAACGAUGACGUUGUCGGUCAUCCCCAGGGGCAGGAGCCUGGCGGGAUUGAUUUGCUGCAGUAAAUAGUAGCAGUGUUAAGUGGGAGGCAGUAACAAAACCUCCCAAGGUUGAUUGGCUGGAAAGUACUGCAGGUUCUCAGUAGCAAAGUCUGAACUCUAAGAGGAACUGUGAGAACAAGCAAGGAGCCCAGAAUUAGUUUGGCAGGAGCAUCAAGAAGUUUCUCAGUCUCAGGAACUGCCCUAAGGGAAAGAUAAGCUUCUGCAGCCAGGUGAAGGGAGAGGCUAUGCUUUUACUAAGUGAUGGCUUUUUUGAUAAUUCCCAUUUAAGUUGCGUUAAAACUCCCAGGAUUUAUUGCAUGCCGUAGCCACCAAUAAAUAAAAGAUUUUUGUAGUUAGGGCUAGAGGGGAAGAAGCUGUUGAAGAAUCUUCAGGUCAUAGAAGACCUGCUCUUUGAGUUCCCUACAGGUGUCAGUCUCAGAAAAUAUCAUUAUCCACUGUCUGAAAUAACAAAUUAAAUCUAGAAAUCCCCUCAACUGUCAAUUUGGGAGCGGUCUAGGAUACGUCUUUUUUUAAUGACAUGACUAUUAAAAAUGUAACCAAAAGAUGCUGUUCUCCAAAGUCUUAGAGAAAUUGUGAGUGGAUCAAUAAAAAAGAGCUGUAUUUCUAUAACUGUCA